CCUCCUACAUUUUAAAUUUCUUUUUACAAAUGGGAUACAUGUUUGUUUAGUUUGGUAGCUAGCAGAUUCAUACCUCCUGCCUACUUUUCAUCAGCAAAGAUAUCGUUGAUAUCAUACUAGUUGUAAUUUAAGCACAGAGCACUGUUUGCACUCUCAGCUUUUGAUGAUCUGGGCAUUAGUUAAUUACUCGAGUCUCUGCUUCUUUCAAUACCCAGUGUUUUUAAUUCUAAAGAAACAUGGUUGUCAAGGAGGGCGUUAUUUCUCUGGAGUACGCUGAUUUGAAGGGGAAGAGAGUGUUCGUCAGGCUGGACCUCAAUGUUCAUCUCGACAAAAAUCAAGAUCUAGGACGGUACCAGGGUGCGCGCCGCUCUUCCCUCCAUCAAGUACUUGAUGUUCACGCCGCCAGAGUCAUCCUCUCCUUUCUCUUGGUAUUUGAUCUUUUCCCAUCUCAGCUUCAAAUCAAUCUGUUUCUAUUAGUUGAUCUGGGUAUUUGCUUCUGUAUACCAUUCGUGUCCUUCCAUUCUCAAUGAUCCUUCUGAUCGCCUGACCAGUAAAUUGUUUUCUUGUUAUAGUGCUUAUGUGUAUAAGAUUGGAUAUCACUUAUUUUGAAUGUUCCACGAAUUAGUGUCGUUAGUUUUCCAUAUUGGAUGUAGAUUUUGAGCCAUUUUGACUUCCCGUUUUUGUUAAAUGUUCGUGGUUUAUUGAAGCCAGUCAUUAGAUUUGUAUCAGAAUAAGAUAGGUUAUAUUGUUGUCUAAAAUUCAAAUGCUGAAAUGCAUGUGUGUAUUGGAUUCUCUGCCAGCAUUGCCCAUAGUAGUUAAAACCUCUUUCUGGAUUCCCCUGCUUCAGCAGCCCUUCACUCUAUCACCCCUGCUUAUAUUUUUUUUUUGAUAAUGGUGAAAACUUACAUUAAAGAAAACCCAGAAAAUAGAGUCAAUAAACAGAGACAGAACAGGGAUCAAGAGAUCAAGAGGAAUGAUCUCAACCAUCCCUGCUUAUAUUACAUGGAUCACAGCCACAGGGCUCCAACAAUUGCACUCGUACGUGUUAAAUUUCUUUUUACAAAUGAAAUACAUGUUGGUUUAGUUUGGUAUUCAGCAGAUUCAUACCUCCUACAUACUUUCUCAUCAGAAAAGAUACCAUUGAUAUCAUACUAGUUGUAAUUUAAGCACAUAGCACUAUUUGCGAUCUGUAGGUUCCCUUUCUUUUACACAAACACCUUUUGCACUCUCCGCUAUAUGACGAUCUGGGCAUUAGUUAAUUACUGGACUCCCUGAUUAUUUUAAUAGUAGUGUUUUAAUUCGAAGGAAACAUGGCUGCCAAGAAGUACGUUGGGUCUCUGAAGGAGGCUGAUUUGAAGGGGAAGAGAGUGUUCGUCGAUGUGGAUCUCAAUGUUCCUCUCGACGACAACCACAAGAUCACCGACGAUACCAGGGUUUACUCUGCUGUUCCCACCAUCAAGUACUCGACUCCUCUCCUCUCACGUGAUCUGCAUCAGGGGCAAGUUAUUUUCAGUGUUCAAGAAGAUGCGCCUAGGCGCUGGGCAAGGGAAAAUCGUGGAGUCUAGCUUUGGGCGAAGUGGCUGGGCGUGCAAAACGCAGAAUCGUGUUGAAAAACUCUGAGGCGGCGACUAGUAGCUCGAAGUCGCGAUUCCUUGCUGUUGGGCGACGCCCAGAACAUGAGAAGGGGGAGGAGAUGCUGCUGCGUUUGGCCCGAAAAAACCCUAAUCCCUUUCAUUUCCAAUCGGGUAGCUGACGAGCAGCUCUCCCUCCCCCACAGCAGCCGUUGUAGCUCUCCCUCCUCUCUAACCAACCGCCGCCAUUGUCCCUCCUCUCCAGCAGACCGUCACUGCCGUCUCCAGCAUCGCAACAGGGUCCUCAUCGCAAGCAUCUAUUGCGCCUCGUCCUCGCCGUCAUCGCACAGUCUUCCUCCAUAGCUGUCAUCGCCGGUCUUCAUAGCUGUCGUCGCCGAUCGCCAUCAUCUAGUUGUAGAAGGUUUGUGACUCACUCGUCAUUCCAUCUCUCGUUUGGUGGGUUGACGAAUGAUGAAUAAUGAAUUAAUGAUAAAGGGUAGUAGGGUAUGCUGCUGAUUUAAGCUGAAAGGGGUAAUGGUAUGGUGGAUUAAGGGCUUCUUAGUUCAUUUUUUUUUAACGUUUAAUUUCGCGUAGGCGAUGAUUAAUUGCCCUCGGCGCUGGGCCGUGCCUCCCCUCCGCCUAGUUGAUGCCUAGCGUCUUUUUGAAAAUUGGUUAUUUUAUAUUCUUUUUAUCUGAGUUCAAAUGUUGAAAUGCAUAUAUUUAUCGGAUUCUCUGUUAGCAUUUACCACAGUAGCUAGAACCUCUUUCAUGGUUCCCCCGCUUUAGCAGCCCUUAUUUCAUAUUCUUUUUAUCUGAGUUCAAGUGUUGAAAUGCAUAUAUUUAUCGGAUUCUUUGUUAGCAUUUACCACAGUAGCUAGAACCUCUUUCGGUGUUCCCCCAAGUUUGGUACAUAGCAGAUUCAUCAUUGAAAUUUGUUGGUAACGAAUUUUCAGAUCAGGCAUUCCAGAUCAACUAAAAUUAUUGUUAUCUCUGAUCUAUCUCAGACUACCCACUGCUGAACCUCAUUCUACCAGUGUCAUAUUUGUUGUAGUAAGUAUAUAAUGUGCUACGCUUCCUGAUGGUUAUUAUGGGUAAUCUGAAACAUGUUUUUGUUGCUUCCUCUGUAGGUUCCUACAAGAUUCUUUGAGCUGGCAAAUAAGUGGCUGAUGCACAACAUUAUAACUACAUCACUCACUAUCUGAAUAUAUUGUGUACCUUCUUGCGUGCGAUCUUUCUUAUAGACAAAGUCCAGCUACUAAUACUCAACUUUUGAAGGGUGCAGCUAGACGGUUACGUAGAUGCGAGUUCUACUUGGUCAGAAAAGCUUUGCUGGUAGAAGGCGAAUUCUACCUACAACUUUUUCUUGUAGUGUUAUCACAACCUUUGUUACUCAACAUUGAUCCAUGCUAUUCAAAUAAGGUGGUUGUGAUAACUCUGCAUUCAAAAGUUGCAAGUACUAUUUGCCUUCUACAGGUAAAGCUCUCAGUUAUUCGGACUUUUUUUUAAUUUAUUACAAUUGAUCAUCUGAACAAUAUAUCUUUAAGCCAUUAAGCUUAAUUCUCGUAAACUUCUUUUGUUGAAGGAAUUUACUUGUAGAUGGCUAGAGUGCAUCUAACCAUGCAUGAAACAAUAUGGCAAAAUUAUGAUUAUAAAUGGUUCUUGGACUUCAGAUUUGGGAGGAUAUUGGCUGCUCUUGAAUGGCGGGUGGACCUGAAAAUAGUUUUCUCAUCUAUAACUUUUAAGGCUACCCAUUAUAAGUUUGUCAUUUUUGCAUUAUUAUUUUUCACUGAUUUAUAGGCUAUCUAUUAUAAUUUUCGCUUGAUUCAAUUAUUCACUUAUUUGAAACCUAUUCAUCACAUUUUUUGGUAGAUAAAUUUGAAGGCUAUUU
Molecule: messenger RNA, 3459 nt
Organism: Linum trigynum
Lineage: Eukaryota; Viridiplantae; Streptophyta; Magnoliopsida; Malpighiales; Linaceae
Source: the annotation of a GenBank genome assembly